GUAAGACAAAGACCCUCGGAUAAGAUUAGUUUACCUUAGGUAUCUCUACCUCUCCCUUACCUCACCAAAGAAAGAGGAGAGAGACAACUCUGUUUGCAACAUCUCGAAACCCUCUUCUCUAUUCCUUUCGACGCUCAACGCGGCACGGGCCCAUAUUUCUUUACCAUGCUCCUCCGCAGUCGAGGUCUCGUUUUAGUUUGCGGCCUGUUGACAGUGAUCCUCUUCUGCUAUUGGGCUGGUAGGACCCCUGAAUACGUUGGACCCCGAUAUGGACACGGCCCUUACAACCACAACCAGAAGCACGGCUGGCCCGUAAAGACUUCGCUGUGGAGGCAAGACCAGGAUGACAACUAUUACUGGAACACCGUCAAAGUCAACUAUCCUCACUCUGCCUUCCAACCACUGCCCACUUCUCCUCCUGUCACCUAUCCCAAGGUCCAAGCCACGUUCCCUGAAUUCUCCAUUAGUACUGCUGAACUGCGACGCGAGCGUCAACAGGCUGUCAAGGCGACCUUCACAAGAUGUUGGAAUUCUUACAGAAAGCAUGCCUGGAUGGCAGACGAGCUCAGUCCCGUCUCGGCUGGCCAGGCAAAUCCAUUCGGCGGCUGGGCCGCUACUCUCGUUGACUCCCUUGAUACCCUUUGGAUCAUGGAUAUGCGCCAAGAAUUCUACGAAGCCGUGGAUGCAGUCGACAAGAUUGACUUCACAGCCACGGAUCUCAAAGAAGUCAAUAUAUUUGAGACUACUAUCCGUUACCUCGGUGGCUUUCUCGCCGCCUUUGAGCUUAGCGAGGAUAUGCGUUUGCUUCGCAAGGCAGUCCAGGUUGGUGAAGUGAUUUACAAGGCUUUUGACACACCCAACCACAUGCCUGUCUUGCGUUGGAAUUUUCACGCUGCCGGGGAGGGUAAAAAUCAGAUUGCUGGCGCUGGUGUCCUCGUUGCAGAGAUUGGAAGCUUGUGUAUCGAGCUUACACGCCUCUCGCAACUCACGGGAGAUGCCAAAUGGUUUGACGCCUCACAGACUAUCAUGGAUCUCCUGGCGGCACAGCAAGAUUCAACCAUGCUCCCUGGACAGUGGCCUCUGAUUGUGGAUGCAAAGAGCCAGAUCUUUAACCAAGGAUCCGUUUUCACCCUCGGUGCAAUGGCUGACAGCGUGUACGAAUACUUGCCCAAGAUGGCAGCACUAACAGGUGGACAACUACCUGUUUAUCAAACCAUGUAUGAAAAGGCCAUGAAUGCAGCAUUAGAACACAAUUUCUUUCGACCGAUGACGCCUGAGAACAAAGAUAUUCUCAUAUCUGGACAAAUUCAUGCCAAAGACAAAGGUGGAAAGAUACAGUUGGAACUCGAGAGCCAGGGACAGCAUCUAGUCUGUUUCCUUGGAGGCAUGCUGGCAUUAGGUGGGCGACUCUUCAACCGCCAGCAGGACGUCGACACUGCAGUCAAACUUACCAAUGGUUGCAUCUACACUUAUGAAGCAUUUCCUCAUGGUAUCAUGCCUGAGACUUUCUAUAUGGUUCCCUGCGACUCCAAGGAGCAUUGCCCAUGGGACGAAAAGCUGUGGAAAGAAGGUGUCCUCAAGCAGGCAAAGAUCAAGGAGGGCGAGGCAGCACAGGCGGAUGCUAUUAUCAAAGACGAGCAUCUUCCCGGCGGAUUUACUCAUAUUCCUGAUCGCCGAUACAUCCUGCGCCCAGAGGCCAUUGAGAGUGUUUUCAUGAUGUACCGGGUCACCGGCGAGAACGAGUAUACCGAGCACGCCUGGACUAUGUUCAAAUCGAUUGAAGAAGCGACAAAGACAGAGCUGGCCAAUACAGCUGUAUGGGAUGUUACUGUUACAGAGGAGAAACCCCGUGCCGUGGACUCAAUGGAGUCUUUCUGGAUGGGUGAAACCCUCAAGUACUUUUAUCUCAUUUUUAGCGACCCGGAGCUGAUCAGUCUGGAUGAAUAUGUAUUUAAUACUGAGGCGCACCCACUGAGACGACUGGUGGCAUGAAGUUUUUAUUGAAGAUGGAUGGCGAUGUUAGAUACAUACACAACAUAUAAAUGAGUAUGAAAAGAGAUGAAUGAUCGAUUGAGUAAGGAAGCGAUAGGGAGCCUUUAAGUGUCCAACCAUGGAGGAAAUAGUGAACAUAAGGCCGGGUGAGUGAUGCAUGUUACAUGGCACUACUGAUAUCUCGGGUGGCGGUUUGCAUUCGAUACCAAAGAUCACCAAGGGAUGUAGCUGGAGUGAAAGAGACAUAAAACAAUAAUCCACAAGUGAAAGAAUUCUUGGGCCAGCUUCAGUGUAGUAAAGCCUAACCUUAGUGUUUAUUUUAACAUCCCCGUUGUUCCAAUUCACUUCCACCCCGAGGCCUAC
This is a messenger RNA of Fusarium odoratissimum NRRL 54006, 2355 nucleotides long. RefSeq lists its product as uncharacterized. Gene Ontology annotation, biological process: N-glycan processing; carbohydrate metabolic process. Gene Ontology annotation, cellular component: endoplasmic reticulum; Golgi membrane. Lineage: Eukaryota; Fungi; Ascomycota; Sordariomycetes; Hypocreales; Nectriaceae. Gene Ontology annotation, molecular function: calcium ion binding; mannosyl-oligosaccharide 1,2-alpha-mannosidase activity. The transcript has a single exon. The record is from RefSeq and is a predicted model, not a curated record. The coding region runs from base 166 to 1992 and encodes 608 amino acids.